Molecule: messenger RNA, 1812 nt
Organism: Rhinichthys klamathensis goyatoka
Lineage: Eukaryota; Metazoa; Chordata; Actinopteri; Cypriniformes; Leuciscidae
Gene: tmtopsa
Product: teleost multiple tissue opsin a
Exons: 4
Coding region: 40-1329 (429 amino acids)
Biological process (GO): G protein-coupled receptor signaling pathway; visual perception
Cellular component (GO): photoreceptor outer segment; membrane
Molecular function (GO): G protein-coupled receptor activity
Source: RefSeq, a predicted model, not a curated record
UAACACUUAAACUCUUCUGCAAAUAAUUAUCCUCUCUCUAUGGAUUGCAUUCUGUUGUCAAAACGCAAGAGCACUAUAAAUGUUGCGCUUUCCCCCAGAAAACAGGGCAGUGACUUUUUGUUCAAUGUGCUCCCAGAACGGAUUGCGAUGAUUGUGUCCAACUUAAGUGUGAUCAGCUGCAGGAGGGCGAACAACGCGCUGUGCCUCAGUGCAGUGGAGGGACAUUUGGAGGCGUCCUCCCCCUACAGCACUCUCAGUCCCACCGGCCACCUGCUCGUGGCGAUGAGCUUGGGCUUCAUCGGCACUUUCGGAUUCCUCAACAACCUCCUGGUUCUCGUGCUCUUCUGCCGCUACAAGGUGCUGCGGUCCCCCAUAAACUUUCUGCUGGUGAAUAUUUGCUUGAGUGAUCUCCUGGUGUGCGUGUUGGGCACGCCGUUCAGCUUCGCGGCGAGCACUCAAGGGCGAUGGCUCAUCGGCGACAGUGGAUGUGUAUGGUACGGCUUUGCCAACUCGUUGUUAGGCAUUGUGUCGCUUAUCUCCCUGGCAGUGCUAUCAUAUGAACGCUACUGCACAAUGAUGGGCUCCACAGAAGCUGAUGCCACCAACUACAGGAAGGUGGCCUGUGGGGUGGUGAUGUCCUGGGUUUACUCUUUAAUCUGGACUCUGCCCCCUCUAUUUGGUUGGAGCCGCUAUGGCCCAGAAGGCCCUGGAACCACCUGCUCUGUAGACUGGACAACCAAGACCGCCAAUAACAUUUCUUACAUCAUCUGCCUCUUCAUUUUUUGCCUGAUUAUCCCCUUCCUGGUCAUUAUUUUCUGCUAUGGUAAGCUGCUGCAUGCCAUUAAACAGGUCAGCAGUGUGAACACGACUUUGAGCCGCAAACGAGAGCACCGGGUUCUUCUCAUGGUGAUCACCAUGGUGAUCUUCUAUCUACUCUGCUGGCUGCCCUAUGGGAUCAUGGCUCUGCUGGCCACUUUUGGAGCCCCUGGACUGGUGACUGUGGAGGCAAGCAUAGUGCCCUCCAUCUUAGCGAAGUCCAGCACUGUCAUAAAUCCCAUCAUAUACAUCUUCAUGAAUAAACAGUUCUACAGGUGUUUCAGAGCACUUCUCAACUGUGACAAACCCCAGCGAGGUUCCAGUAUGAAAAGUUCUUCAAAGGCAACUAAACCUUUUCGGCCUGGACGGCGCACAGACAACUUUACAUUUGUGGUGGCUUCAGUGGAACCCACAGCAGUCCUCAAUAAUACAAACCCAGUGGAGGACGGCCCUCUAUCAACAGAUAAUGCCAGACCUGCAGUGGUCUCCCUUGUGGCCCAUUAUAAUGGUUGAGAGUUAUUCUGUUUCAAAAAUGGCAAGACUUGAAUAAACUUUUCACACAAAAUGAGGUAAAUGCAGUGUGGGAUUUGGAGGAUUUUACAGGCAUAUGGCGUAUAAAAACUAUGAAAAACGAGAAAAGGAAAGAAUCCGGAGGGAAGCUAAUUUUGUGAAGUUUAUUUUUGUGUUCAAUAUGUGUCUGCUAUCCAAACAACAAGGUGUUAUAUUCUAGUAGUAAUAUGUAGCUAGCAGUUCCUAAUUCUGCAGAUGUUGAUAUUACUAUUUUUGUAGACAUGUCCAAAAGAUCUGUUGAGAAAAAAAUACUAUUCUCAGUACAGUAAACAACAGCUCUUAAAUGUCUCUUUGAAAAGACAUUUUUUUUGUAAUAGUCCUGAAAAAAAACAAAACAAAAAAAAACGAUAUUUCUAACAAUGUACAAGUUGUUAAUUGUUUUAAUGGUAUUAAAACAAAAGGGUUCCCUUUCAGUCGCUCAUGUUC